AAAACGCUCUUCCCUUUCGGUUUGCGGUGAAACUUCGCAUCCUUCUUCCGCUCUCUCCUCUCUUUCUCUGCUCCUUUACGCGUUCUUCCUCCCAAACCCUAACCAUCUUGCGUACGAUCGUAUCCAACCACGGUUUCAGAUCUCCAUCGCUACCGAUUGGCCAAUCGCGCUUAUAUUUCCCGAUUGCGAUUCUUCUCAACGUCGUCGUUUUUCAGCUGAAUAAUGGCUUUUAUACGUAACUAUCGCUCACAAGGGGGCACCGCUGGUGAUGAGUGUUGGCCGUCUCUCGGUAGAAAUGACGUCAAAAGCUUCAACAACUUCAACCACAACAACAACUGGAACAAGAGCAGGACUAAUAACUUCGUUAAGAAUUAUAACAAUUAUCAGAAGUACAAUUAUAACAAUUUCCAGAAGUACGUGGGUGGUUAUAAGGAGCAUGCGGAUAAUUCUAAUUAUAUCAAGCCUGACAGUGCACCAUCGUUUAAGAGGAGAAAAUUUUCAGAUUCUACUUGGGGUGAUGGUGGGAGACAUUAUCUGCCACCCAACACAUAUGAGUUUAUCUCUUCUUCUUGCAAUAAUUAUGUCCCUCGUCAAAGAUCCAAUGGUGAUGCCUCUGCAUCUACCACUGGUAAACGUGACCGCUCAAAGUUAGAUGAGGAUGAACUUCCCUUUAUGUCAAGGGAUGAGAUAGAGAGAUGCUCCCCAUCUAGAAAAGAUGGUAUAGAUUCAGUACGUGAAGCACACUUGCGCUACUCAUACUGUUCUUACCUUCAGAAUCUUGGAUUGCGGCUUGACUUGCCCCAGACUACUAUCGCUACUGCAAUGGUUCUCUGUCAUCGGUUUUUCGCCCGGCAGUCACAUGCUUGCCAUGAUAGAUUUUUGAUUGCUACUGCGACUCUGUUCCUAGCAGCAAAGUCCGAGGAGACACCACGCCCUUUGAAUACUGUGUUGAGAACAUCUUCUGAGAUUCUCCAUAAGCAGGAUAUCAGUUUCUUGUCCUAUAUGCUCCCUAUUGACUGGUUUGAGCAGCAUCGGGAACGGGUGACGGAGGCUGAGCAAAUGAUACUGACCACUCUAAAUUUUGAACUUGGUGUGCAGCAUCCGUAUGCACCACUUACAUCUACUCUUAACAAAUUAGGUCUUUCACAAACAAUUCUGGUGAAUCUGUCCUUAAGCUUGGUCAGUGAAGGGAUCUACACAAGAGUAGAGUUGAUCGCCUGUAUGAUAUUCUUAGCUGGCGGAUUGAUUUGCUGUUCAUGGAACUUUUGUUUUACUUCUGAAGUUGAACUGCCGAUAUUUUUUGGAUGAAUUUACCAUAAUAUGCCCCCA
This is a messenger RNA of Pyrus x bretschneideri (Chinese white pear), 1329 nucleotides long. Its product is annotated as cyclin-T1-4. Gene Ontology annotation, biological process: regulation of transcription by RNA polymerase II; positive regulation of DNA-templated transcription, elongation. The transcript has 6 exons. The record is from RefSeq and is a predicted model, not a curated record. NCBI's taxonomy places the organism in Eukaryota, Viridiplantae, Streptophyta, Magnoliopsida, Rosales, Rosaceae. Gene Ontology annotation, molecular function: cyclin-dependent protein serine/threonine kinase activator activity. Gene Ontology annotation, cellular component: cyclin/CDK positive transcription elongation factor complex; nucleus. Bases 223 to 1308 code for a protein of 361 amino acids.